This is a messenger RNA of Rosa rugosa (rugosa rose), 2077 nucleotides long. RefSeq lists its product as uncharacterized. The transcript is spliced from 3 exons. The record is from RefSeq and is a predicted model, not a curated record. Gene Ontology annotation, biological process: DNA transposition. Gene Ontology annotation, molecular function: DNA binding; transposase activity; zinc ion binding. Bases 806 to 2077 code for a protein of 423 amino acids. Lineage: Eukaryota; Viridiplantae; Streptophyta; Magnoliopsida; Rosales; Rosaceae.
ACCCUCUAACUGAUAUGAAAAAACCAAAGUUUUGCUUGGGAAUGAAGUUUGCAGAUGUAAAUGUAUUGAGGGAUGCCUUAUGAGAGAUGGCAAUUCAGGGAGGAUGGGAAUAUGUCUAUAUCAAGAAUGAUAAGACCAGGUUAAGGGUGGUGUGCAAGGAGGAUAACUGCCCAUUUGUUUUGUUUGCCUCAAAAAUGCAACAUGAAAGCACUAUUCAGAUGAAGGAGUAUGUACCAACUCACAACUGUACAAGAAAGUUCAACAAUAGCAUGGUUCGGAUGAGAUACCUAACUGCAAAGUUCAAGGACUAGAUUGCUCUUAACCAAGAGAUAACACCAGGUUUAUUAACUUUGACUUGUUUCUAACCACUUAUUUAUGGUUCUGAUAUAUUUUUUAACUAUUAGUUCUAUUUGGUAUUUUCAGAUUCUCUAGCUAAGACCAUGUCAGCUACCAUUAGAGCUAGAGUUUCAAGGUCCCAGGCUUAUAGAGCUAAAAGAGCUGCCAUGUUGGAGGUUGAGGGAUCCAUUAGAGAGCAGUAUGCUAGGCUGAGGGAUUAUGGGAUGGAGCUGCAGAGGGUUGAUCCAGCAACAACAAUAGACAUAAAAUGUGACUUCAACAACCGGGAGAAGCUACCCAUAUUCAAAAGAAUGUACAUUUGCCUGGGAGCUUUAAAGGAGGGGUUCAAGGCUGGAUGUAGAGCAGUUAUUGGACUUGAUGGAGCACAUCUUAAGAGUUGCUUUGGGGGUCAGCUUCUAACGGCUGUCGAAUUGAUGCCAACAACACUUCUUGGGUUGUGGCAUAUGCAAUGGUGGAGCUGGAAAGCAAGGAUAGCUGGACUUGGUUUCUUGAAUUGUUGGUGAAUGACCUGAGUAUUGAGAAUGAAGGUGCAGGCUGGACUUUUAUUAGUGAUAAACAGAAGGGGUUGAAACCUGCAUUUGAGGAUGUUGUCCCAUCUGCACAAAUCAGAUUUUGUGCAAGACAUUUAUGGACAAACUUCACCAAGCUCUUUCCUGGAAAGGUUAUGAAGGAUCAGAUGUGGAAAGCAGCAAAGUCGACAACUUUGCCUUACUUUCUAAAAGAAAUGGAGGAGAUGAAGUCCAUUGAUGUUGAUGCUUAUAAUUGGUUGACAGCACCCGAGAGGCCACCCAAACAUUGGUCCAGAGCUUACUUCAGACCAGGCAACAAUUGUGACGUCCUCAUUAACAACAUGUGUGAGAGCUUUAAUGGCCUUAUUGUACACGCAAGGGGUAAGCCACCUAUCACAAUGUUUGAAGAGAUACGGAUGAUGAAGUUAAUGAGGAGGGUUCAAAGGAGGAAAGACAAGAUGGCAGCUUAUGAAGGAACUAUCUGUCCAAAGGCCAGAAAUGUUAGAGAGAAGAAUAAGAUCAAGGCUGCUGAAGACUGCAUUUCAACAUUCAAUGGUGGGGACCAAGCAGAAGUGGAGAACAUUGAGGGUUCCAAGAAUGUUGUUGACCUUGCUGCAAGGACAUGCAGUUGCAGGAGGUGGGAUUUGACUGGAAUCCCAUGUAAGCAUGCAAUUUCUGCCAUCUUUGGAAAGAGGGAGGAUGUAGAUGCAUAUGUGGCCGAUUGCUACCUCAAGAGUACAUAUAUGAGUAUCUACUCCAACCUGAUAAUGCCUGUUAAUAGCAUGGAUAUGUGGUCAAGAAGUGAAGAACCAAGCAUCUUACCUCCUCAAUAUUCAAGGCAACCGGGUAGGCCAAAGACUAAGAGAAUCAAGGAUGCUUCUGAAAAGGUUCAAGAUGGUGUUGGGAAACUUGGAAGGGUGCAAAGGUCACUCAAGUGUAGCAACUGCAACCAAGUAGGACAUAAUCUCAAAACUUGUCAAAGGCAUUUGCCUUCAAAGGAGAGGAAGACUUCUGCUGUUUCUAGGAAGAGGAAGGCAAAUAAUGAAGCUGAUCAAGGUUCUGAAAAUCAGUCCAAGAGAGGUAAAAAGGGUCCUAUGACUGCCAAUGAGUUGAGGCAGAAAGUGAAGGAAAGAGCUCAGUAUCAAAGCAUAUGUUGCAUGCCAUUUUUACUAUCUACUGCACUUAAAAGUCUCAUUCUCAAGUUAAAUUGA